CACUACAUAAGGCGUCUGUUCCCAGCAGUCUCCAGUAGUGUUCAGAGCACUCUGCGUGUGUGCAGCAGCCUCGGACACCAGCUCUUUCCAGGAAGAGCGCGCCGGUUUAGGCUCUUUUCCUUGACUCUGCAGUCUGGAAAACUGCUGCGUUGGAAUCCAAACAUGGCAGCAGCAUUCUAUGUUGCAUCUAGCUUGCUUUGUGAUUUUGCCCAUGCUUUGAAUCUUCUGAUGGACGACAAACCCCGGAUGAUGGCACAGUCGUUAACAAAACAAGUCACCCAUUUGUUCAGACGAUGCCAUCCUUCGAGCACACAACCAGCACCAGAAAGCCCACAAGCUCCCUCUGUUUCUGAAGAAGCAGAGAGAGAUGAAGAACAUGAGGAAGAGGACAGUGAGCUUCCACCUGUGCCACAGCUCCAAGAUGCAGAUGGAGAUCAAGAACAUGAGGAAGAGGCCAAUGAACUUCCACCUCUGCCGCAGCCUGAAGAUACAAAACCAGUAAGUCCCAGGUUUGGUCAGCACUGUAGGUGGUGUAAUUUAGAGCAGCAUGUCUUCAGUCAGACAGCACUUGGAUGA
Molecule: messenger RNA, 576 nt
Organism: Pogoniulus pusillus (Red-fronted tinkerbird)
Lineage: Eukaryota; Metazoa; Chordata; Aves; Piciformes; Lybiidae
Product: serine/threonine-protein kinase PAK 3-like
Exons: 3
Coding region: 163-576 (137 amino acids)
Source: RefSeq, a predicted model, not a curated record